This is a messenger RNA of Haliotis rubra (blacklip abalone), 615 nucleotides long. RefSeq lists its product as uncharacterized. The record is from RefSeq and is a predicted model, not a curated record. Bases 1 to 615 code for a protein of 204 amino acids. Lineage: Eukaryota; Metazoa; Mollusca; Gastropoda; Lepetellida; Haliotidae. The transcript has a single exon.
AUGUAUCCAUCCAAACCACAGAAAAUGGACUCAGAACCUCCCACGCACACAGACCAGUACAUCCAUUACAACUCCUGCCACCAUCCCAAGAUAAAACUAGCCAUCAUCGCCACCCUCACUCGACGUGCAAAAGCGAUCUGCCAUCCCGACGCUCUCAGCAACGAACUGGACCAUCUCAAGCACACCUUCACCUCACUCAAUGGCUACCCUGCACAUGUAGUCUGCAGAAUCAUCAACAAGACCCUCAAAACAUCCAAACCUAAACCCAAAGCUGCCCCAUCACCCAUCAGGAUCACCAUUCCCUACCUAGGCCCUGUCAGCCACCAGAUCUCCCGACUAGUAAAGAACAAGGCUAAUAUUGAUGUCACCUUCUCCAGCAACAAGACCAUCAAAACCCUCCUGCACGCCAAUGGCAGAGGCACCAGCAGCUCAACACCCAACCCCAGAGGAUGUGUAUAUCAAAUUCUCUGCAAUUGUGGUGACCCAUACAUCGGCGAAACCCUCAGGCCCCUGAACACCAGACUCAAAGAACAUCAAGCAUCCGUCAACAAACUCGACCUCAAAUCUGCUGUUUCUGAACACAUCAACAAGAACCAGGACCACGCCAUCAUAUGA